AUAUUGCGCUUGCCCGAAGAAAAAACCCUAGCUCGAGAACCAGACUUAUAUACCUCAAUUUUCUCUAACCUCAUUCGUCUUCUCCGCCGAGCUCUGCAGAAAUGGGUGCUUAUAAGUACGUAUCUGAGCUAUGGAGGAAGAAGCAGUCCGAUGUGAUGAGGUUUUUGCAAAGAGUGAGAUGCUGGGAAUAUCGCCAGCACCCUUCAAUCGUUCGUGUUACGCAUCCCACUCGCCCGGAUAAGGCUCGUCGAUUAGGCUACAAGGCCAAACAGGGUUAUGUUGUAUACCGUGUACGUGUGAGGCGUGGUGGAAGGAAGAGGCCUGUUCCUAAGGGUAUUGUAUAUGGUAAGCCAACAAACCAGGGUGUUACCCAGCUGAAGUUCCAACGCAGCAAGCGUUCAGUUGCCGAGGAACGUGCUGGCCGUAAGUUGGGUGGUCUUAGAGUUCUCAACUCCUACUGGAUUAAUGAGGAUUCAACAUACAAAUACUUCGAAGUGAUCUUGGUUGAUGUGGCUCACAAUGCUGUUCGCAAUGAUCCAAGAAUAAACUGGAUCUGCAAUCCUGUUCACAAGCACAGGGAACUUCGUGGUCUCACAUCCGCUGGGAAGAAGUACAGAGGUCUUCGUGGAAAGGGUCAUCGUCACCACAAGGCAAGACCUUCACGAAGGGCUACAUGGAAAAGAAACAACACGCUCUCUCUUCGCCGGUACCGUUAAUCUCAGCGACCUCAUUAGAUUCCAUCCCAUCCUUGUAUUUUGCUCAAUUGCUUGGUUGUCAAAAAAGAAACUUCAGUUCUUCCAAGUUUUUGUUUAAUUUUACUGUUAGCCAAACUGGGUUUUUCUAGUGUUUCAUGCGGAUGCAUUUUUGGUUCUUUUCUUGAGAAAACUUGAGUUCUUAUUUUCACUGCAA
Cucurbita pepo subsp. pepo (vegetable marrow) is the source of this 909-nucleotide messenger RNA. Its product is annotated as large ribosomal subunit protein eL15z. NCBI's taxonomy places the organism in Eukaryota, Viridiplantae, Streptophyta, Magnoliopsida, Cucurbitales, Cucurbitaceae. Gene Ontology annotation, cellular component: ribosome; cytosolic large ribosomal subunit. Gene Ontology annotation, biological process: cytoplasmic translation. Gene Ontology annotation, molecular function: structural constituent of ribosome; RNA binding. The record is from RefSeq and is a predicted model, not a curated record.